AAUGGGAGAGGGGUCCCUCUUAAAUUUCAUAAAUGGCGCCCCUGAGAUGACAGCGCCCACUCAGUAUCAUCAGAGUUUGACGAUGGGGAAGGAGGUCUCCCUUAAAUUUUAUAAAUUGCGCCGCUCAAAUGACGGCACCUUAAUCUGUCGCCUAAUUGACUGGCAGGCUUUGCACAGGGAACUAUACAAAACAAACCAAUUGCCUUGCAACAUAACUCAAAAUAACAAAAAAAUAAAUAGAUUAAAAAGUGAAAAAUUACACAUAAUCUGAAAAUGCUGCUCAGUUUAUUCGACACACGUAUGAGAUCAGAGAUCGAGAUUUGUUGAAGAUUCCGAACUCUUACGGUUUCGUAGGAAGCCCCCCCAAAAUAAAACCUUCUUAGGAAGGUCCCUUUCAAUCCUGGCACCUUGGCGCUCCGGUCACUUUUCAUUGUCUUUUGUUUUUAGGAUCGGCGCUGGGAGGCUGAAGUCUCGACUCGAGUCGACUUUUUGACUUCUGUAAAGUUUACUGAGCCGUUUGCUCCUUCGCGGGGCACCCCACCUGGGAUUAAAAACUUCGUGCGUCUUCCUUCGCCUUUCGACCAGAGCGAAGCUGGCGGUGUUGUCAGAGUUCGGGAAAGGCAGCGGCCGGGCGUGACGUUAGAGUGGCGGCUCCAGCUCAGGCACUCAGGGAGGGGAGGAACUAAAAAAAAAAAAAAAACUUGGGCUGAAAAUGGCUUCCUUGUCUUUGGAGGCUGGAACCCCGAAAGAGAGUCCGGGCGAAACGAGCUCAGGGGAGCUGAGCAGCCCGAGUCCCAAGGCGCCGGACGAACUGGGCGCCCUGGACGACGCCUCCGAACAGCUGCUGCGGACCCUGCGGGGCUCCGGCCUGAACUUCUCGGCCGAGCAGGUCUCGUGCGUGUGUGAGGCGCUUCUCCAAGCGGGCAAUGUGGAGCAGCUCGGCAGAUUCCUGUCCACCAUCCCCGCCGCGCCGGAGCUGCAACGUGGCAACGAGACUUUACUGAAGGCCAAGGCGCUGGUGGCUUUUCACCGAGAGGAGUACAAGGAACUCUACGCCAUCCUGGAAAGUCACUCUUUCCACCCGUCCAACCAUGCCUUCCUGCAGGACCUCUACUUGCAGUCGCGCUACCGGGAAGCGGAGAGGUCCCGGGGCCGACGACUGGGAGCCGUGGACAAGUACCGACUCCGUAAGAAGUAUCCCCUUCCCAAAACGAUCUGGGACGGCGAGGAGACGGUGUACUGCUUUAAGGAGAAGUCGCGCAAUGCGCUCAAGGAGUGUUACAAAAGCAACAGGUACCCGACCCCGGACGAGAAGCGGAACCUGGCCAGGCUCACCGGGCUCUCCCUGACCCAGGUCAGCAACUGGUUCAAGAACCGAAGGCAGCGGGAUCGGACACCAUCGGGAACUCAUAGUAAAAGUGAGUCUGAUGGCAAUCGUAGUGAGUCGGAUGACUCCACCAGAGGACUUGAAGAUGCCGCUCAUCUGACCCCGGUCAGUCAAGAGGAUCACAACACUAUAAACAACAAUAUCCUCCUUUCAACAACAAGCACUCCGUGCAGCACGUCCAGCUCUAUGCUUCUCAAUGGUAGUUUGAUCAACGCCAACACGCAGCCGUUUCUUUUCAACGGGGGAUCUCUAGUGCAGGCCUCUAAUGGCCGGGUGAUCAUCAAUGGGCUGACGUUUAGUGAUGGACAAACUAUUACACUUAGCCCUGUCAGCAGUAAUCCUCCUCUACUUGUAACUGGCUCAACAGUCAUUGGAAGCAAGCCCGUAACUGGCACUCAGCAGGCCAACAAUAUAGAACAGAAAGACCCUGCUGUUGCGUCCAUUCUGCCAACCAUCAUUGUGAAUACGGGCAGCACCACAUUGUCUCUUCCAGCAGUUGGAGAUGGGGUUGGAAAGAGUGAAGAAGAUGAACAGUCAAUGCCGACGUCCCUGGUUUACGGGAACACUUCCAAUCUGGGAGCCUCCAAUGGCAUGGACCUCAAGAUUGAAAGCUUGCAGCCCACUAUGGAGACUUGCCCCACCCCCAGCACAACCUCCUCAGUGGUGUUCAACCAACAAGGGACAACACUGACUAUUCCAGGUGUACCUGGAGAAUUUAGAGUAGAUGAGCAGCAGGCGUUACAUUCAGGGUCCCCUUCCACCCCAACCUUGCAAACAAGCCAGGUGGUCCCACUGCCUUCCCAGCAACAGGCUACAGUAUUAACAUCUUCCGCAAAUCAGCUCGCCUCUGCUCCACAAGUCUUGGCUCUGCCACAGGUUGUGCCUUCAAUCCCAGGAAUCCCCGUGUCCCAAGUCAUCCAAGCCCCGCCGUCGCAGGGAACCACUUGUCCGCAACUUGUGCCAGUCUCCCCAGUUACAACCCAACUCAACCAGACUGCUCCAGCUUUUCAGCUUCCACAGGGAAUUCCUCAGCAACAGGUGGUGACCUCGGCAGCUCUGCCCCAUAUCUCCCAAGUUGGGACCUCGCCAGCUCCACCGCUGACAGUUCAGCAGGUCAUCCAGACUCCACAGGGGCUGCAGACAGUACAGACUCUAUCCCAGUUGCCCGCACCUCAGAUCAUCCCCAUCUCUUCCCCAACUCAAGUCGUUCCCCUUUCGCAGCCAGGGCAAGCUUCACCAAAUGCGACCCCUACUGCACAGAUUGUUCCACUGUCUGCUCAGGUGGUAUCACCCUGCCCACCUCCUCUGCCACAAGUGGUACCCAGUUCACAAACAGUGCCAGGGACAUUCCAGAUACUCACAAGUGUAAAUAAUGGCAACAACAGUGCUGUCAAGUACAGCCAGCCUAACACCAUCCAGUUUCCUAGUAGCUCUCCUGUGGCACAAAAUGGCGGAAGCAUAGGCUGUACUACAGCAGGGGUACAACUCAUCAACUCUGGCGGCAUCUUCCAGCUACCUGCAGCUGCUCCAGGAAAUCUUAUCCUGACUAAUCCAGCAGGGGGCAGUACUCUCUUGACCUUUCAGCAAGGCAAACUUAUCCUCACUGCUACCUUCCCCGCCAGCAUGCUUGUAUCCUCAAGUGCCACCUCGUUAGCUAAUCUGCCACUCAAAACAGAGUCUGAGUACAGCCAGAAUGGUGCUGGUACAGGUAUCGUCCUAACGCCGAUCAUUUCUGUUGGCCCAGGGCAGCAGAGUUGCCCAGUUAAUAACAUAUCCCCCAGUGGCACCUCCCUUCCACCAAUUUCUGCAGUUAUCCCCAUAAGCCCCACUACUACCACCUCCUCCUCCUCAGUUUCUCUACCCCAAGAGGGAACGAUCACAAGUUCUCAACAAUCCUAUCAAACAGACAGCAAUAUCACCUUUAUCAAUCCUGGUGGAUUCUAUCCAAACACUGCACCCGGGGGUGACAACCAUGCUAUGCUUUCUUCAGUUAGUUUGACGCCUGCUGCUUCUGUGGGUCUCACUUGCUCGGAUGUCAUCGGAGGCCUGAACACUUCUAUGUCCAUGGGAGGAGUGGGAGCCAAUGCAGGCCAUCUUUCCUCGGCCAAUGUUACCAGCAGUGCAAUGUCAAACCUGGCUCAGGUUGUCUGGAGCCCAGCUCUCAAUCCCACUAGUGCUGUCUCAACUGGAUUGGUGCUGCCAUUGGGGUUAAGGAAAGAGGAUCGACUGCUGCCAGAUGAUGGUGUGGACCACCGGUCUCUACUUGCCUUGCCGGGAGGUGAAUCUCUCCUUUUGGGAACUGCACCUGAGGUCAGGGGGCAGCAGUUAGAGGAAGGGCCAAACAUGGACAGUGACGAUCUGGAAAGCGAUGGCAAGGUGCUAACACAGUUGCAAUCUGUUCCAGUGGAUGAGGACCUGGGAAUGUAGAAAAGGAAAAGGGAUGGAAUGGACACUUUUCUGAUAGUAGAGCCUGCCUGCUGCCCAUUGUGAUUUGUGGAAUGGCCAAGGCAACGCUGACGAUUUGAGGAGACCUUAGUUGAGCACAUACGAGUGAAAACACUUGGCAUUAAGCAAAAGGUCACAACGGUUUAUGGAUGUCACCUGAGUGUGAUGUGUCUACGCAGUACAAACCAACAAGGACGGCUGUAUUCACCUUUUCAGAGUGUGAUGGAUCUCUCUUUUUUUUUUAUUUUUCCAGUUAUAAACAGAAGAAGGGCAUCACUCAGGACUCCCUGGAGCGUGUGAGUGCAGGGUCCAUGUGCUAAAUUGGAAACACAACUUAGGCUUCCUGCGUUUUUGCAAUAAUUAAGGAGCUCUUGACCCCUCUUAGGUGGACCCAUACACACAAACUACUUGAAGGAUAUGCUGGCAGAAACCUGUUUUUACUUUCAGUCAGCAGAUUUUCUCUAUUAUGGAUGGAAGUUUUACCUUGAGACACGAGAUGGGCAAAAAAAAAGGGAAAAUCUUUUCCACUGGUUCUUUGGUGAUGGUACGAUAUUUGAAACAUUAAGGUAACUGCUAAGGUUAAGGUGUAAAAUUGAUCUUGCAAGUUCGUGUGGAUGAACAGCUUCUGAUUUCUUAUAUUCUACCAAGGAAAUCCCCCUUCUGCCACCACUCAUUUUAUUUUUUAUAUACAAAAUUUGAUGAGAAAAUUGAAGCAUACCAAGAAGGAAAGAAAAAAAACGGGGUUAAUAGCUCAGAAUUCAGUGUGUUGAACAAAAUGGAGUUCGAAAAAUGGCGUUUUCUAUGCAAGAUUUACCAAAACAAAAGUAAAGAGUGGUAGAGAAAGAGGGACGGCAAGUAUGCCGAGAUGCAAGGAUCUUCUUUAGCUUUUUCUUUAAGGUAAAUGAGAUGUUUUUAGAAACAUAUCCACUGUACAAAACAGAGUCCUAUAAUACUGAAGCACAUAAUAAUAAUAAUAACAUUUAUAUAACGCUUUUCUCACUCCUCCAAGCGCUGAGACAGAGGGGAACCACUUCAACCACCACUAAUGUGUAGCACCCACCUGGAUGAUGUGACAGCAGCCAUUUUGGCGCCAGUACGUUCACCACACAUUAGCUAUGGUGGUGAAGUGGUGAGAGAGAGAGACAAUUAGAGACGGGGAAUGAUUAGGGCACCAGAAUGGCCAGGUCAAGAUGGGUAAUUUAGCCAAGACAUUGGGAAACACCUUACACUUCACUUAAGAUGCACAGGGGUCUUUAAUGGACCUCGGUUUCACAUCUCGUCUGAAGAACGGCGCCAUUUUUACCUCACAGAGUCCCUGUCACUGUGCUGGGGCAUUGGGAUCACCACACAG
Molecule: messenger RNA, 5183 nt
Organism: Erpetoichthys calabaricus (reedfish)
Lineage: Eukaryota; Metazoa; Chordata; Cladistia; Polypteriformes; Polypteridae
Gene: six5
Product: SIX homeobox 5
Exons: 4
Coding region: 713-3814 (1033 amino acids)
Biological process (GO): regulation of transcription by RNA polymerase II
Cellular component (GO): nucleus; transcription regulator complex
Molecular function (GO): DNA-binding transcription factor activity, RNA polymerase II-specific; RNA polymerase II cis-regulatory region sequence-specific DNA binding
Source: RefSeq, a predicted model, not a curated record